Molecule: messenger RNA, 1476 nt
Organism: Macrosteles quadrilineatus (aster leafhopper)
Lineage: Eukaryota; Metazoa; Arthropoda; Insecta; Hemiptera; Cicadellidae
Product: restin homolog
Exons: 10
Coding region: 64-1476 (470 amino acids)
Biological process (GO): non-motile cilium assembly
Cellular component (GO): ciliary transition zone
Source: RefSeq, a predicted model, not a curated record
CAGACAGCAAUACAAAGACAAGACCGGCUGGACAAGAAAUCUGGUUUGACCCCUACUUCUGUAAUGGCUGAUAGCAACAAGGUCGCGAUAUUAGAAUCGCAAAACAAAAAUCUUCAAGCCAAGGUGAAAGUAUUGAAACAACAGUUAAUGAAUCACAGUUACAUCCACAGCAAAGAGGGAAGGAUCAAUGAUGCUAAGAUGAAGCAAGCUCAAGUGAAAACACCGAGAGAGUUGGAGUACAACCCCGUUCCUAAUCAGACACAAUCUGCUCGAGAUGCAAAACCUGACAGAAAUGUAGCUGCUUUGAAAAUGAGGAUCAACGAACUAGAAGAUCAACUAGAAACACAAAAGAACAAAUACAAAGCCAGGCUUGCUCAACUGGAAAAAGAACUAGCAGCUCUGGAAAAAGAGGCGGCGAAAAGCGGAACAAGCGUGAACGAACAACUGAGUGAAACGUCCAGACAGGUGAAGGAUAACACGGAGUUGAUAAAACUGAGAAUGCAAGCGGAGAAACAGGCUGCUGAACUGGAGGAGCUGAGAGAGAAAUUGCAGAGUGCGGAAGAGAAAACUGAGAAACUAAGAGAACAGCUCAGAGACUCCAAGGACAAAGUUGAUGACCUGGAGAGACAGUUAGAAAAAGAAAGAAACAAGUCGAGAUCUGCAAUAUCACAAGCCUCUAGGGGAACCACACAUAUGGAGACCAUCCGGGCGCUAGAAGAGCAGAUCAGAGACCUACAGAAAGAAAAAGAGACAUUGAAGGAUACAAAUGACAAAUUACUCCAGCUGACUCAAACUAAGAGCGAGAAGAGUAUGAAGAUGCCUAGUGGACAUUCCAUCCAGAUACACCAGCUUGAAAAGACAUUGAAAGAAAAGAUGGAGGAGCUGUACGAGAAAGAGGCUAAAAUCAGUGAUCUUGAACAACAACUGACAGAAGCUCAAAAAGAAAAGUCAAUAAUUGCGCCUCAUCAAUCAGUAAAAUCCAUUCAAGUAGAACAACAGAUAUCUGAGCUUAAAAAGGCAUUGAAAGAAAAGAUAGAAGAGUUGGACGAGAAAAAAGCUCAAAUCAGUGAGCUUGAGAAGCAAUUGGCAGAAGCUCAAAAAGAAAAGUCAAUAAUUGCGCCUCAUCAAUCAGUAAAAUCCAUUCAAGUAGAACAACAGAUAUCUGAGCUUGAAAAGGCAUUGAAAGAAAAGAUAGAAGAGUUGGACGAGAAAAAAGCUCAAAUCAGUGAGCUUGAGAAGCAAUUGGCAGAAGCUCAAAAAGAAAAGUCAAUAAUUGCUCCUUCUCAAUCAGUAAAAUCCAUUCAAGUAGAACAGAAAUCUGAGUUUGAAAAGGCAUUGAAGGAAAAGAUAGAAGAGUUGGACAAGAAAAAAGCUCAAAUCAGUGAGCUUGAGAAGCAAUUGGCAGAAGCUCUAAAGGAGAAGUCAAUAAUUGCUGCUUCUCUGUCAGCAAAAUCUGUACAAACAGAAGUAAGUUAA